GCAAAGCUACCUGCCCUACACGUGGCCGGCACAUUGCCAGCACCGAGCCCACGGGCAUCCCGCUGUGCCGGGGCCACGCGCUGUGGGAUGAGCUGUGGCGGGGCUACGGGCAGCACGUCCAGCACUUCAAGGUGCUCAGGGAGAGGAAUGGCAAAUAUUUCCUCUGGGAGGAAAAGUUCAACUCCCUCAACGAGCUGGUGGAUUUCUACAGGACGACCACCAUAGCCAAAAAGCAGCAGAUCUUCCUCCGGGACGAGGACCAGACCCAGGAGGUGAGGAGACCCAAAUUCGUGCAAGCCCAGUUUGACUUCUCGGCCCAUGACGGCUCCCAGCUGCCCUUCUUCCGCGGGGACAUCAUCGAGGUCCUGGACUGCCCCGAUCCCAACUGGUGGCAGGGGAAGAUC
Molecule: messenger RNA, 404 nt
Organism: Tauraco erythrolophus (red-crested turaco)
Lineage: Eukaryota; Metazoa; Chordata; Aves; Musophagiformes; Musophagidae
Source: RefSeq, a predicted model, not a curated record